Messenger RNA from Phaeodactylum tricornutum CCAP 1055/1, 1134 nucleotides. RefSeq lists its product with no specific name. NCBI's taxonomy places the organism in Eukaryota, Bacillariophyta, Bacillariophyceae, Surirellales, Neidiaceae. Gene Ontology annotation, molecular function: hydrolase activity, acting on carbon-nitrogen (but not peptide) bonds. Gene Ontology annotation, biological process: carbohydrate metabolic process. Bases 1 to 1134 code for a protein of 377 amino acids. The record is from RefSeq and is a predicted model, not a curated record. The transcript is spliced from 3 exons.
AUGACGACUCCGUCCGACUACAAAUGCUACCACGAAAACGAUGGCCUCACCAAAUACGGCGGAAGAGAUUUGCUGGGCUACGGUAGUCAUCCACCCGCUCCCAAAUGGCCCAAAGGUACCAAGGUUGCUUUGAAUUUCGUCAUCAACUACGAAGAGGGCGGUGAAAAGUGCCUUUUGCACGGCGACGGGGAGAGCGAGAAGCUUCUUUCCGAAAUCACCGGGGCAGCGGCAUUCGAGGGCCAACGACACAAAAACAUGGAAAGUCUAUACGAUUACGGAGCUCGGGUAGGAUUCUGGAGAUUCCAUAGGCUUUUUACGAAAAAGAAGGUACCGACGACCGUAUUUGCGGUCGGUAUGGCCCUGGAACGCAAUCCUGCGGUGUGUAGCGCUCUCAAAGAGACGGACUGGGAAGUUGCCUCGCAUGGAUAUCGCUGGAUCGACUACCAGGAUGUCGACGAAGAUACGGAACGGGAACAUAUCGCCCGGUCGGUUCGCAUUCACGAAAAACUCCUCGGAAAAAGGCCCGUCGGGUUUUAUCAAGGAAAGGUAAGUAAAAAUUUCAAUUUGCACAUUCGCGGUGAUCACAAUGUCUCAUCAAUUUUCAUCGUCUCGCCGCCCCAGCCCAAUCUCAACACUAGACGGCUCGUUCACGAGGAAGGCGGCUUCAAGUAUGAUUCCGAUUCUUAUGAAGACGACCUUCCCUAUUGGACUGUUGAUGUCGACGGGAUGCCACGUUUGAUUAUUCCUUACUCGUUGGCUGAGAACGACAUGAAAUUCACCAGUCCAGCCGGAGUCGCUACCGGUAAGGACUUUUGCCAAAUGCUCAAAGAGACACUCAAGUAUCUCAUUGAGGAAGGUCGUGCCGGUCAGCCAAAAAUGAUGAGUGUCGGUUUGCACUGUCGUUUGGCACGCCCGGGCCGCGUCGCUGGAUUGUCUGACUUUAUUGACUUUGCCAAAUCCUACCACCGAGACGUAUGGAUUUGUACGAGAGAGCAGAUUGCCGAUUUUUGGUACGAAAAUCACUACCCCCGGGGCGGUGGGACACCCGUCAAAGCCGAAAAGGACGACACUGAGAACACUACUAACGGAGCGGAACAAAUGGCUACGGAAGAUUUCGAAGGUGAUGUAAUUUAA